Molecule: messenger RNA, 2100 nt
Organism: Drosophila elegans
Lineage: Eukaryota; Metazoa; Arthropoda; Insecta; Diptera; Drosophilidae
Exons: 5
Coding region: 594-1997 (467 amino acids)
Source: RefSeq, a predicted model, not a curated record
AGAAGGCGAAUUUAGUAGAUAAGCGUCUCAAUUGAUAAUCGAGCAGACGUUGUUCAUUGAAUGUACAGAAUCGGAACAAACAAGAAGCAAUACUAAAAUAUUUUAAUCUGUGAUUCGAAAACUUGGUACUAACUGUGUAUAGCUACAGAAUCAGCCAUGAAAAGCGUACUUCUUUUGCUUUUGGCCCCUAUAAUCGUCCUCCAAGAUUUCGCGACUGCCAAUGAGCUGACACGGGAAGAGAAAACGAGUCUGUACUUGAAAGAAAUCUAUAGGCAAGUUGAGAAGCUUGAGCGAUUUAACAGGACAAAGCACAGACAUGCCGCUGCUUUUACCAUUGGCUCAGACGGCCAGUUAAAUAGGGGUAUUCCAGUCGCAAAUCAACUGCUUAGAAUCAAUAAUAAAAUAAAAAAGCUUUCCAAUAAUUUCGACCGUUUGAGAAGAUUCACAAUGGAGGGCUUUGAAAAUUAUUCGCUAGUAAGCUUAGCUGAGGAACAGGUUGAGAAACAACCCUUGGAAGUGCUUCACCUUAAGCUGUUCGGAAGUGAGGACCUCAUUGGUCAACUGGCCAGCGGCAACCAGCCUUACUUCUAUAGAUGUUUAAAGACCUUACCUGCCGAACGCCGCAAUCGCCUCAGCAAUAUCUUUUCUCGCUGUACACGCAGUAUGUCCUUCUCGAGCUGAAAGCCCACGCCUUAAUAGAGUGGUCCUGGUUGUUGCUCAUGAACUUCGGACUGUGUGAGUCCGUCGAGGAGAAGAACAGAACUCGAGGAGCCUACAAGCGAAGGACUCCGAGCACUCUGUCCAAAAUCAAGGAACUGAUGAGCCAAGCAGAUCCCACCGUUUGGCGCUGUGAUCCAACAAAGCACGAAGUUGGGGUCACCUACGAGGAGGUCACCCGUCUGCUGCAGGGUUACAUUGAGAACGAGGUGGACUUAAACAGUGAUGGAUCCUGUGGUCGGGACUGCUCCUACUACAAAUCCACAAAAUCUGAGGGCUGUUUUGACAAUAAGUUCUGCUCCGAGCAGCCAAAAUGCUCCGGUGGAGUUUACGAUUGCCGUUUUGUGGAGUCCGACAUGAAGGUUUGUCAGGCGGCAAAGAACUCCAGCAGGCGGUACGAGUUCAUCCAGUAUGAAAGUGGACUUGUCCACGGAAAAGAAGGCAGUUGCAACAAGAGGUUGCACAAUGCAAACAGCUGGAAUCGGUGGAUUAUCCAGGAAUGCAGCUACUGCCUUUGCCUGUGCGAUGAUCAGGGAAUUCACUCUGAUCGAUAUUUUAACUUGAGACCAGUGUUCGCCGAUGUUGAUAGAAACAGAGUCGUGACGGGCCUUCGUUUUGUGAAGAGAAAUCGCGUUUUUCACCUGCAAAUUCAAGAGGGCGAACUCCUUCCACUUGGGGUCAUCAAUGAGUCCACUCUUCAGUGGAAACCUGUGGAUGAGUACAGCGUAACCGACAAGGAUGUGCAAGAGGGCAUCGACUUUCACAGGCUGACCUACGAGAAGCGAUCCGUAGAUCUGGAUGAGCUGAAGGCGGAUGACAACUCCGUGGUUACUGGACUGCGGUUCAAAGUAAGAGGAACUCAUCUUCAACUGGAGGCUCAAUUCAGUAGAGUUGACUUCCAGAGCGGUUUGCUCAUCGACCCGAAAACAAAGUCCUACUGGAGGUCCGCUUGCAACGAUCAACAAAGGAAUAAGCUACCUUUGAAGGACGCCCAAGUGUCCACACGAUCCUCCACUGCAUCGAUACCUUACUCAAGCGACAACCACUUUAUUGAAUUUACUAAUACCGGAUUUGAGCAGGAUGCUGGCCAAUCCACGGUGCCAUUCAUCGACAUGCAGGACGUGGUUUCGGAGCCGGCGGUACCUCUGUCCGGCAUUGGCUUAUAUUAUAAGGGACAAGAUGGCUUUGGUGGUUUCCUGGCCCCGAAGUUAAUCACCUAUGACUUCACGCCCCAUGUCCAGCUGCCCUCUUGGGAAUCUAUGCAACCUAUAGAUGAAUAAAGUUUUGGCUUUCAAUAAAAAGUUUCGAUUUAUAUUAGACAGCGAAGUAGGAAGCAGCGUUGUUAAAAUAAAGUAUACAUAUUUCUUAUCAUCUUCAACAAAA